This is a messenger RNA of Aspergillus fischeri NRRL 181, 858 nucleotides long. RefSeq lists its product as uncharacterized. NCBI's taxonomy places the organism in Eukaryota, Fungi, Ascomycota, Eurotiomycetes, Eurotiales, Aspergillaceae. The record is from RefSeq and is a predicted model, not a curated record. Bases 1 to 858 code for a protein of 285 amino acids. The transcript has 2 exons.
AUGUUGCCAGAAGCUUUGAUCCCGCUAUGGUGGCUAGUUCAGUACUCCAAUGCGAUGGUCAUCGAAACCAUUGCCACUGUCGAAAGUCCCCGAUCCGGCAUCACCGACUCUUUACGCACCACAAUCCACCAUUUACGUGCCACCGCCGGUCCGUUGUUCUGGCUCCGCGGAUUCUUAUUCUUUAUCGUAUAUGAUUUUACAUGGAGUGCUCUACUGCCAGCACUACUCCCAAUCAGUGACAGCUCCUCAUGGAAAGGACACCUACGCUCAUUUCUUUUUCUCGCCUUCCUUGCGAACCUGCGAGUUCUCUGGGUCCACAUCAUUAUCACUAAACCAUCCGCAAAAUACACACAUCAGAGACUCCCCGGACUCAGAUGUUGGAUUCGCAUUGUACCCGUCAUCGUCUUAGAGGCCGUUACGCAGUGGCUGGUGCCGCUGUAUGCUACGGAUCUCGCAAUUUAUCUCUCAAACCUAUCUGGGUUCACAGAUCUUCAUGAUCCAGAAGGUGUCCACAUACUACGUCGAGGCUACAAGCUCGGCAUUCUGGGCCUGAUGCCAUGCUUCGUGACGUGCAUGGCUGUACUUCCGGCACGAACUGCUUUUAUCCGGAUGGCGGCGUCCAUGCUCCCCCACGAUGACGAGCCGAUCGUGCCGCUUGAUCCGAGACUGAGACAGAACCCUCCACCUGGGAUUCUAGAUGCAUGGUAUAGUCUAUCGGACGCGGCAUGGGCGCGCGUCUGGAAGAUCCAGGCCCGGGCAUAUAUCAUGUCUGCUGGCAUCUUUUUCCUAGGAAAAAUGGUCUACCAGGACUUUCAUAGAUUUGCCAUGAUUCCCUUGAUCUGGUUUAAUGGCGGCUGA